This is a messenger RNA of Haliotis rufescens (red abalone), 1381 nucleotides long. Its product is annotated as testis-specific expressed protein 55-like. The transcript has 2 exons. Bases 32 to 427 code for a protein of 131 amino acids. Lineage: Eukaryota; Metazoa; Mollusca; Gastropoda; Lepetellida; Haliotidae. The record is from RefSeq and is a predicted model, not a curated record.
CGUUGCUACAUAACACCUGGCAGUAAACAACAUGGCGGCAGAUACGGUGACUGCAACAGAAAUGGAACUUUCUGAAUCAGAAGAUAUGAAAUUAAAAACCGAGGAGAGUACUAAGAGUGAAAAGGUGGACGGAAUACAAGAUGUUAGUCAAGAAUUGAAGAAAGCUAUGGAUUCAGGUGUGGAUGACGCGAUGGGCGAAACAAUCCCACACCUUGAGGAAGACGUGACUUAUGUGGAACCAGUUCCAGAUCCUUACAACAAAGCCAUCAAAUACCUGGAGAAACAUAAUAUUCUUCAGCUUUUCCAGACUAUGACAACAAAUAUUGUUUACAAGCGUCCAGAACAUCCAGUGGACUUUAUGAUUGAAGAAAUAGAAGAACUCAAGAAGACGAUUGACCCAAAUGAAAAAGAGGCUGGAGCCUCAUGAUACUGAAUUUUAUUAUUUUUAUUUUGGAUGGUUGUGAACUUUGCCUCACUUACUGUUAUCAAGGGCUUUGGAAAUAUAUUGGAACAACAAUACUCAGUUUGCUAACAAUCAGAUUCACACAUGAUUAUUAUUAGUUCACAGGGUUAUAUAUCAAGAAUAAUAGCCAACUAGUCCACAAGACAUUUUGGACUAGUUUAUUUAAAAUUAUACCAACAUAACAAGAUUUGUAGAGAGAACUAUAGGCUCCUUCCAGGUUUUCACUGGUCUUGGACAAAAAGCUGCAUCUAAACCAAUAGUGGUAGACCCUUGAGUUAAAUUCAGCUAGUCCAUUUCAGGUGAUCACCAUGGCCACGGGCCAAUCUCUACAUUUUGAGCUGCAUUUUGUGUGGCCAAAAGAGGUCAUGUGGUAUUGGAACUUAAUUCCGUUGUUUAUGUAACAUUACAUGUAAGUAUGGGGAGAAUACUACUAGUCAUUAAAACUAUGAGCAAUGUCAAACUCUGGACAAUUUCAUCUUUGGUUUAAUCUGUUGUACUGCAUGAGGAUGCAUCAUACUUCCCGCAUUUGUGUUGUAUAUUUCAGUGGAGUGUGUAUUUGUACUAGAAGCAUAUUCUUUGUAUCAUGUAUGUUUGUUUGUUUCAGUAUUACGCUAUCAUUAAACACCAAAUGUACAGUUUUCAGUUUGACUUAAAAUGUUUGUUACACUUAGUUUGUUACAUCUGUUUAUACUUAAUUUGAGUCAAAUCGAAAGGAAAUGAUUCAAAAUGAUGCAAGAAAUCUCUUAUCAUAUGCUUGCAAAUUAAGACAGAAAUUGUCAUUUCAUGGCAAUGUUUUGUACAAAGAAACAAUAAACCACAAACUUAUGUUUUGUUAGUGAAUUUCUCCAAAUGAUAUACACAAAUUAUCAUGAUUAUUUAUGUGUUUUGCAAUGUUUUAUGAUAAAGGACUUGAAUUAU